AUGAAGUCCUCUAUCUACAUCCUCGGUGCGCUGCUGCCGAUUGCCGGGCAGUUGGCCGCAGCUGCCCCGGUUGCAAACCUGGACCCCGACACUCUGGAAAAGAGACAAGCAGCUAUCCCUCCUGCUACGGCCAGUGUGUCCGCCAAUCCCACUACUGCCAAUGUGGCUGCUGCUCCCACUACUGCUGGUGUGGCUAGCUCUGGUGGUAGCGCUAGUGUGUCCGCCACUGCUCCAGGUCGUCCCGGCAGCGCCCCCUUUGCUCCUCGUCCUUCUAGCUCAACCAGCUCUGCUAGUGCGGAGGCUACUGCGGAAAGCGGCGGCAACAGACCUCAGAGCGUCGACGUCAGCAGACCUCAGACCGGCGGUGAGACCUCUAGGCCGCCCAAAGAGGUAUUGGAGAAGCCUAUCCCUAAUACCCCGCCUGGACCCCCUACCACCGUCGUCAACACCGCCAUUGCCAUUGCCAUCUCAGGCGGUAGUGGACAGGCUGCCGCAGCCGCCGCAGCCUCUGCAGCCUCCUCGUCUGGUGGAUCAGCUUCUGCCACUGCUGCCGCCUCCGCCGCCUCUGCCGCCGCCUCCGCUGGUGCAAGUGCAAGCGAUGUCGCUGCCUGUGCUGCAGCCGCCGCCGCCGCCUCUUCUGGAGGCAGUGGAAGCGCUGCCGCCGCUGCUGCUUCUGCCGCAGUCUCCUCUGCUGGUGGAACAAGUGCCGCCGCCGCUGCUGCUGCAGCUGCCUCUGCUGCUGGUGCAAGUGGAAAGGAUGUCGCCGCUGCUGCCGCUGCCGCUGCCGCCGCCGCGGGUGGUUCUGAUGGACAUGGUGCCGCAUCUGCUGCUGCCGCCGCCGCUGCUGCUGCGAGUGGUGGAGAUAGUGGUGGAGAUAGUGCCGCCGCUGCUGCCGCCUCUGCUGCUGCGUCCGCUGGAGGCAAUGGCUGGGAUGUCGCUACUGCCUCUGCCGCAGCUGCUGUAGCUGCUGCUGGUGCUAGCGGACAGGAGGUUGCCACUGCUGCUACGGCUGUAGCUACCGCCUCUGGUUCCGGAAGUGUUGCUGCUGCUGCUGCGGCUUCCUCGGCGGCCUCUUCUGGUAAGAGUGGAAAGGAGGUCGCUGAUGCUGCGGCCAAGUCCUCCGCUUCCGCUUCCGCUUCUUCUGCAACUCGAACUCGUCGUUCCCCUGAACCCCAGGGUGGCAAUGGUGGUGAGGGCAAUCGUGGUGGUGGUGAUGGCAACCGUGGUGGUGGUGAGGGCAAUCGUGGUGGUGGUGAUGGCAAUCGUGGUGGUGGUGAUGGCAAUGGUGGUGAUGGCAACCGUGGUGGUGAUGGCAACCGUGGUGAUGACAACCGUGGUGAUGACAAUCGUGGUGAUGACAAUCGUGGUGAUGACAAUCGUGGUGAUGACAAUCGUGGUGAUGACAAUCGUGGUGAUGACAACUACGGCUAUGGCGAUCACGGCUACUACGAUCCCAACUAUGGCGAUCAUGGUUAUGGCGAUCACGGUUAUGGUGACCACGGCUACUACGAUCCCGGCUAUGGCAAUCAUGGCUAUGGCGACCACGGCUGCGAGAUCUCGGACGCAUUCUGGUACUAUGACCAACCCAAUCACUCGAGCCACCGUAGUGGCAAGGCUAAGGUUGGCUCGUACUUUGAGUCGCACUGCAAGGACCACGACUGGUAUAAGACCUCGGGAGGAUGGGUCCACAAGGACUAUAAGCCCAAGGGCUGCUAUGUCUCGGUCCGAGAAUGCUGAUCCUCCCACCUAUUUUCACGGCAGCUGCUACGAAAGAGUAUCUGAGUAUCUGAUCAGACUCUUCGUUGUAGUUCCGAUGAAGUGAAUUCGGGUCCUAUCUGGCCUGGAUCUAAUUGAAUCCAGAUCUGAAAUGAUCGACCCGGGGCCCCAAAUCUUAUUUGAAGCAAUUAAUAUCUGAUGCUGGAGUGUUGUUGUUGUGGUAAUGGGUGGAAAAGUACUGCGCUUUCUGAUUUCGUUGGCUUGGAAACACAUAUAUUAAUCAGGACCAAAUUGUAUGCCAUGACGGCUAGUUAUCGUUUUGGGAACUAAACACUGUCAAGUACUAAACUAAACUACAAUAUAUGCCUU
Messenger RNA from Aspergillus calidoustus, 2085 nucleotides. The record is from the annotation of a GenBank genome assembly. Lineage: Eukaryota; Fungi; Ascomycota; Eurotiomycetes; Eurotiales; Aspergillaceae.